Molecule: messenger RNA, 2451 nt
Organism: Adineta steineri
Lineage: Eukaryota; Metazoa; Rotifera; Eurotatoria; Adinetida; Adinetidae
Source: the annotation of a GenBank genome assembly
AUGGAUGAAAUAAAAUAUUCACACCUACCCGCACCCACCCUAAAGUAUUGGAUUAAAAAUCGUUAUAAUAUUAAUUCAAAUCAUGCAAAAAGAAUUAAUCCUUUACGACAAAGAAAACUUUUAUUAAGAAUUCUUAUUUUACUUCUAUGUAGUUUAAUAAGUCAACAUUCAAAUGUGAUUCCAUAUCGUUUUAUAUCAACACAUAUUGAUCCAUUACGUUUACUUAUUGUUAAUAAAUAUAAUCCAAAAUUUACUAUAAUUAGUUAUAUUAUACUUGAUGAUCGUUUACCAAUUACAAUAUUAAUUAUAUGUCUUGCUAUUGCAAUUGUUUUAUUUAUUGGUGGAAUUCUUAUCGGUCGUUUUGCUAUACCAAGACCAUCAAAUACGAUUGAUAUAUCAACAGAAACUAAACAUUCUGAAGAAGAAUAUAUAACCAUAUGGAAUAAUUUCAAACAACAAUUUCUUGAUUCUAUUAGUGCACAAGAAAUUGAAAAUAAUCUUCGAGAUUAUGCUCAACAAACUCAGUUAGCUGGAACAGAUGAUGAUCGUCUUGAAGCGGAGAUCAUUGCUGGUAAAUGGCGUGGACAUGGAUUAGAUGUAACUAUUCAUCCAUAUGAUGUAUUACUUUCAUAUCCAGAUCCAAUUCAACCAAAUAUUGUAUCAAUUUUUGAUCCAAAUAAUAAUUUAAUAUUUCAAUCAAAUGGAAGUGAAUCUAUAUUUAAUGAAGAUGAUAAAUCAUUACCAUUUCAUAAAAUCGUUCGACCAUUUCUUGCUUAUACAACGAAUGGAACUGUACGAAGUCAAAAAUUAUUUUAUGUUAAUUAUUGUACAAUGGAUGAUUUUCGUUUUCUUGAAACUGUAUUGAAUAAAGAUGAAUUAAAUAAUAGUAUUAUUAUUUGUCGAUAUGGAAAAAUUUUUCGUGGAAAUAAAAUUAAUAUUGCUGAAAAAUAUGGUAUAAUUGGAGUUAUUUUAUAUAGUGAUCCAAUUGAUGUUGUACCAAGUUCAAAUAUAUCUAAUUUAACUUAUCCAAAUUCUAUCUAUAUGCCUGAAAUGGGACAACAACGUGGAUCAGCAUUGACUCUAUCUGGAGAUCCAUUAACAGUACAUUAUCCUGCUAAAGAUUAUAUGUUCAGAACACCAAUAGAUAAUAAUCCUAAUUUACCAAAGAUUGUUGCUCAACAAAUAGGUUAUAAAGAAGCGAGAGAAAUAUUAAUUCGAAUGACUGGAAUAUCUGUUAUAUCGAAUUGGACUGGUGGUUUUCAUCAAGUGAGAUAUGUUUAUGGUGGUUUUCUAUCAGAUAAUUUAUCUAUACAAAUAUCAUCAUAUAAUACAUUACAAAUACGACGUAUACAUAAUGUAAUUGGAACUAUUACUGGUCAUAUUGAACCGGAUCGCUAUGUACUUAUUGGAGCUCAUUUUGAUGCUUGGAAUUUUGGUGCUCUUGAUAAUGGAUCGGACUGGAAACCAAGACGAAGUUUAAUGUUUUGUGCUUGGGCUGCUGAAGAGUAUGGUAUUGUUGGAUCGGUUGAAUUUGUUGAAGAAUAUGCUAAAAUCUUAGGUUCACGUGUUGUUUCAUAUCUUAACAUGGAUGUUAUUGUCGAAGGUACUGAAUUAAUGUUUAUGGAAAUGUCUCCAUUACUUUAUGAUUUUUCUAUUGAAAUAUCUAAACAAGUCAAAGCACCUUAUACUAGUGAAACAAUUUAUGAACAAUGGAUACGUCAUAAUAAUGGUGAGAAAGAUGUUGGAAAAACGUUUUUUACAAUGGGGCUUAGUGCUAAUUCGGAUUAUGCUGGUUUUAAUCAAAUUGUUGCAAGUUCAAAUCUUGCUAUGAUUUAUAAAAAUCAAACUAUUAUUAAAAAUAUUGGUACUUAUCCAUUAUAUCAUACUCAAUAUGAAACAUUUCGAUUAGUUAAAGAAUUUAUUGAUCCUGAAUUUCAAACACAUCAAGCAAUUGCACGAGUUAUUGGUUUAGCAGCAUUCACUCUAACGGAUAUUGAUUUACUUCCAUUCAAUCCUGAAAGAUACCAUCAAGCACUCGUUGAUUUACUUGCUUUAACAAGAUCUGUUGCACCUCAAUCAAUUAAUUUUACAUCACUACAAAAUGCAAUCGAUCAAUUUAAAAAUGCUGCUACACAAUUCAACUAUCGAAUUCAAACUACACUUGAUAAAUCAAAUCCAAUACAACUUCGAAUAGUUAAUGAUCAAUUAAUGCAAGUUGAACGAGCAUUUCAAAAUCCAUUAGGUAAUAGUAUUGAACAAUCUACUCUCAAACAUACAAUUUAUGCACCUAGUCGAACUAAUCGUUAUAAUGCUCGUGGUUUUCCAACUAUAACUGAUGCUAUUGAAGAUCGAAAUAUAACUAUUAUUCAACAACAAAUAUCUAUUGUUACAUAUUUUAUUCAUUCUGCAAUUACUGUUCUUCAAUCUCCGAAUAAGAUUCAAUCAAUAUAA